Messenger RNA from Glycine soja, 840 nucleotides. RefSeq names its product F-box/LRR-repeat protein At3g48880-like. Lineage: Eukaryota; Viridiplantae; Streptophyta; Magnoliopsida; Fabales; Fabaceae. The transcript is spliced from 3 exons. The record is from RefSeq and is a predicted model, not a curated record. The coding region runs from base 1 to 840 and encodes 279 amino acids. Gene Ontology annotation, molecular function: protein binding.
AUGGAUAAUAGCAAGUCAGCUGCAAUGAAAGGCGUCUGGAGGAACGAGCUUCUGUCAACUGAUAUUUUAAUAACAAUAUUCGUGAGCCUCAACAUUGCGGACCUUGCAGUUGCCUCACUGGUCUGCAAAAUGUGGAACACAGCUUGCCGAGCUUACAAGCGUACAAGUGGAAAAAUUACUCAAUUCUUAAAGUAUGUUCUAAGUCUGAGUAAUGGAAAUACAAAUUGCUUAGUAUUUAACUACAAUGUUUACUUGACAGAUGAGGAGUUCAUCAUAGCUGCUAAAAGGACCCCAAAUCUGAAACAACUAGUACUACCAAGGAAAGGUGACUUUUCAAGAAAAGCAGUGCAUAUGGCAAUGAAGUCAUGGGGAGGCCUUGAGUCCAUUAACAUUAGCUCUGGUGUCCCCAUUGAUUACAUAUUUCCUGCAAUUCGCGAAUACUGUAAGAGCGUCAGUGGGAUCAAAUUCCAUUGCGAAUUUGAAGAAAAGCACGCAGAAGCCUUGGUUGAAUCUACCCCUAACAUGAAGGUGUUCAGCAUUCGGUCCACGGUAGUGAGUAUGAAGGCUUUGAGGAGUGUGCUCACUUCCUUGGAACAUUUAGAGGCGGUGAACAUCUGUCACAGCUUCAUUAUGGAUAUGUCACAUGAUGGAUUCAGUAUUUUUGCAGUUCAAGAUCUACAAAAGUAUCUGCCCCCAUCAAGUAUGGAAAAGGUUAUCUAUUGUGAAGAAGGAUCAUGCCUUAAGUGUCAGUAUGAGCGUAGCAUUGCACCUGGUUCUUUUCUCUAUCGUGCACUAGAGGAUAUCUGGCGGGAGGAUGAGAUCACCUCACUGGCACAUUAA